This is a messenger RNA of Galeopterus variegatus (Sunda flying lemur), 809 nucleotides long. Its product is annotated as podoplanin-like. Gene Ontology annotation, biological process: positive regulation of platelet aggregation; actin-mediated cell contraction; cell-cell adhesion. Gene Ontology annotation, molecular function: protein-folding chaperone binding; chemokine binding; signaling receptor binding. Lineage: Eukaryota; Metazoa; Chordata; Mammalia; Dermoptera; Cynocephalidae. Gene Ontology annotation, cellular component: apical plasma membrane; filopodium; lamellipodium. The transcript has 5 exons. The record is from RefSeq and is a predicted model, not a curated record.
UUGCUCCUGCGGCUGCCUGGGGUGAAGGAAAACUGGGCACCCUCCCGCACUGGGACUCUGCUGCACGCAUCCCGACUCCUCCAGGCUGGGCCUGUGCCUGCAGAGCUUUGUGAUCAUCCCCCAGCACAAAAAAGUCGUGGCUGGGCCCCAAAGAGAACAAGUCAGCUGGGAAGAUGUGGAAGGUUACAGUCCUGCUCUUCGUUUUGGGAAGUGCAUCGCUCUGGGUCCUGGCAGAAGGAGCCAGCACAGCCCGUCCAGAAGAUGACAUUGUGACCACAGGAGCAGAAGACCACGUGGCAACCCCACGAGUAGAAGAUGUCAUGGUGACCCCAGGGCCUAAUGAAAAUCCCCAUGAGUCUGCUGGCCUGACAGCUGUGGUGCCAACAAGUGCAAAGAGGUUCAAGGAUCUGCUAACCCCAGAAAGCACAGUCUAUGCCCAAGAAGAAAGCCAGAGCACCACCACCCCAAAUGUGGCAACUAGUCGUUCCAUGGAGAAAGUGGGUGGAGAGACACAGACAACAAUUGAGAAAGAUGGUUUGGCAACAGUGACCCUAGUUGGAAUCAUAGUUGGGGUCUUACUAGCCAUCGGCUUCAUUGGUGGGAUCAUCUUUGUGGUUGCUCGAAAAAUGUCGGGAAGGUACUCGUAAGUAAAUAACUUACACCCACAUGACAGGUAAACGAAGACAGUCAUGUCUAGAGCUCAAACCUCUGAUAAAUAGAAACCUCUAUAUAAAUGUCAUGUAAAGCCCCUUACCUCCACAAGUACUACAUCUGAAGUUUCCCCGGAAGACGCCUACUUAGGCCUUGUA